Molecule: messenger RNA, 1809 nt
Organism: Volvox carteri f. nagariensis
Lineage: Eukaryota; Viridiplantae; Chlorophyta; Chlorophyceae; Chlamydomonadales; Volvocaceae
Gene: grbA
Product: glycine-rich RNA-binding protein-like protein
Exons: 5
Coding region: 19-600 (193 amino acids)
Molecular function (GO): RNA binding
Source: RefSeq, a predicted model, not a curated record
AAUCUUCAAGUUACUUACAUGCUAACUGCAAGGAGCUUGGUGUUGGUGUCCAAGUCUGGGAGGCGUUUCGCGCCCUUUUCGGUCCCUCAAGUGCAGUCUUGUCUGCACUCUACCCGGGCGGCGGCAAGUUCUAAGGAGAGCGGAAGCAUGUCGACCAAGCUCUACGUCGGUAACCUGUCUUGGGAUACUCGGGCUGAUGAUCUUAACGGCCUCUUCAGCAAGUUCGGGGCUGUCGAGGAUGCCUUUGUUGCUACAGAUCGCGAGACCGGUCGGUCUCGCGGCUUCGGCUUCGUGACUCUCGAGUCCUCUGCUGCACGUGCUGCUGCAAGCGAAAUCGAUGGCACGGAGUUUAUGGGCCGUACUAUCAAGGUGAACGAGGCAACUCCUAUGGGCGAGCGCCCUGGAGGUGGUCGCGGUGGCUAUGGUGGUGGCCGCGGUGGCCGCGGUGGUCGUGGUUAUGGUGGUGAUGGUGGCUACGGUGGCGGUCGUGGCAGCUAUGGUGGUGGCCGCGGCGGUGGCGGCUACGGCGGUGGCGGCUACGGCGGUGGUGGCUACGGUGGCGGUGGCUAUGGUGGCGGCUACGGUGGCGGUGGCUACUAAACAAGUCACAUUGAGCCAGAGCAGAGAUCAUUGUAUUGAAUUUGUCGUGGGUAUGGUAUGUGUAAUCCCCGAAGGUGGGGAAACUCGAUCUAUGUAUGCGCACUUGCUCCCAACGGUGUUUGCUUGGUUUGAUCAGCCUGGUUUGACGAUGUUCUCGUCGUGAACCACGUUCAACAGCCAUUCAGGUGGCACGGUAUGCUGAUGUUUGUUCAUGAGAAACAUUCUGUUUGGUCAGAAACGUACUUGUUUUGAUUCAACACGUUGCCGCAUGUGCCUUGGCAUGUCCAGUUCUGGAUGUGCUUAAUGCGUGCGAAGAUGGUUGCUUUGGAAUUUUAGCAAUGCUGCGGAGCCAUAUGAUAUGUCCGCUUCGCAGUUCGUUACUGUUUCUCUACCGUGCUUACCAUACAUACGCAUGUUGUUGGUCUUGUGUCGUGGAUUCCGGUCUGUUUGAUGUUUGUUGGCUUCCCUUCAAGCGUGCAGUAGCCGUCGUGCCAUACUGACAUUCUUGGACGUUGACCGUCUCAAAAUGGUGCGGCGCGCGAUCUGCUAUGCUUUGGUUUCCCUGCCUUCCCCCUGUUUCCCGGUCUCUGUCCCGAAAGCAAAGCAACGAACCGGGCGUAAAUCGCCUCAUUGGGCCCCCGGCACAGCCUUGCUGCCUACGCAACGUCGGUGAGGUUUUCGGACCAGUCGUAUCCCGUUCGCACUUCGUGUUGCAGGUGUUCUCAUGGCGGUUGUCCGGCUUGUGAUUAAAUAUGGUGUCAUGAGCUUGUCUGAUCAUACUGUCUCAUGCUGCCAGGCACCUAAGCGAUGUGUUGGUUUCUGGCUGUUUCCCGUGCCUAUAUGUGGCGCUGUGUUAAGGUGCUGGUAGCAUGUGUUUACCAAGUUUCUCCUGGAUCUCCGGUGGCCUGUUGCUGGCCCGUGCUUGGCAACCGUGUACAUAUGACCCACGUCAAUCUGUAUGGUCGGAUGCUGCUGGUGCAAUGCCUGCUGCAUGACUUAAUUCUUUGUUGAAGGGCACUCGAAGAGAGAGAAGCACGCCGUCUUAUUCACGCUCCCACCGCUAAUUAUCAUACUGUGGACCGGAAUGUGUAUUAAGUUGGUCCCCGAGAGUUUUUUGUCAUUGUAUUUUCGUGUAUAUUGUCUUAAUUGAAACUCAAUAUACAGCGCUACUGUUUCUGGCUCCUAAUGUAAUGAAGCGUGUUUCCCUAA